UAAGAAUAAAUUUUCUUUUUAUAAAAAAAAAAAAACCUCUGAAGAGUGAAACCUCCAAACCAAAGAUUUGUUUAUGUAAUUUAAUUAUAAUCAUUUAAAAAAUAAUAAUAAUACACAGAUCGUCUCUCUCUCUCUCUCUAAUAUCUCUGGUGUUAGCUAGCUCACACGCUUUCGCCUAAAACUCAAAAACCUCCACUUUCUCGUCUAUUAUCUCGGAAUUCGCGAAACAGAAAAAAAGAAAAAAACUGGGUCUCACGAGAAAAUUAUUACCCUAAAUUUAACCAAAGAGAAAGUUUCUUCCUUUACUUUCUCCAACCCUUCUUCGAUGGAUUCAAGAGAACUCCACCAACAACAGCAACAACAACAGCAACAGCAACAGCAUCAGCAUCCCCAGCAGCAGCAGCUUCAACCACCUCCUGGGUUCCUAAUGGGCUCCUACAACCGUAACCCUAACGCCGCCGCCGCCGCCGCCGCGCUAAUGGGUCCCACCUCCACAUCUCAGGCGAUGCACCACCGCUUACCUUUCGGCUCUCUCGCACCGCAUCAGCCUCAGCAUCACCAGCAGCAACAACAGCAACUGCAUCCUCACCAGCAUCACCAACCUCAGCCGCAGCAUCAGAUGGAUCAGAAGACGCUUGAAUCUCUGGGAUUCGAGGGAUCGCCUUCUUCCGUGGCGGCCCAGCAGCAGCAGCCGAUGCGAUUCGGGAUCGAGCCACAGGCGAAGAAGAAGCGAGGGAGGCCGAGGAAGUAUGCUGCCGAUGGUAACAUUGGUCUCGCUUUGGCUCCGACAUCGCCUGCUUCUAAUUCCUACGGCGGUGGAGCGGAGGGUGGUGGUGGUGGUGGUGGUGGUGGUGGAGAUAGCGGCGGAGGGGGUAAUGCGAACUCUUCCGAUCCGCCUGCUAAACGGAACAGAGGUCGUCCUCCUGGCUCCGGUAAGAAGCAGCUUGACGCUUUAGGAGGAACAGGUGGAGUUGGGUUUACACCUCAUGUCAUUGAGGUCAAAACUGGAGAGGACAUAGCUAUGAAGGUAGUGGCGUUCACGCAACAGGGGCCACGCGCGAUCUGUAUUCUCUCAGCUACAGGAGCCGUGUCUACUGUGAUGCUUCGUCAAGCUAACAAUCCUAAUGGUGCUGUUAAGUUUGAGGGUCCAUAUGAGAUCAUUUCUAUGUCAGGUUCUUUCUUGAAUACUGAGAGUAAUGGUACUGUGACCAAAACUGGUAGCUUGAGUGUAUCUCUGGCUAGACCAGAUGGUCAGGUUGUGGGUGGUUGUGUUGCUGGAAUGCUUGUAGCUGGAUCACAAGUCCAGGUUGUUGUUGGAAGCUUUGUAGCAGAUGGGAAGAAACAGAAACAAAGUGCAGGACGUGUUCAGAAUACUCCCGAGCCAGCUUCAGCACCAGCCAAUAUGUUGACCUUUGGUGGUAGUGGUGGUGGUGGAGGAGGAGGAGGAGGACAAGGAAGCCCUCGGUCUCAGGGACAGCAACACUCAAGCGAGUCAUCAGAGGAAAACGAAAGUAACUCUCCGUUGCACCGUGGUAAUAACAACAACAACAACAAUCAUCAUGGACUGUUUGGAAACUCUACACCGCAACAACUUCACCAAAUGCCACCUAUGCAGCCGCAGAUGUACCAUCACCACCUCUGGCCUGGCCACAAUCCUCAAUAAGCAGAUGAUGAUGGUUCAUGGCUCGUGCUGGCCGGGUUUGCUUUCCUGUUCGUUUUACACAUCUCUCCAUCAGAAUUAUCCAUAAAGUAGAUUGAGCUUUCUUUACUCUCUCGUCUUCUUCUUCCUCCUCCUCCUACUUCUCUUCAAUUUAAUUUUGGUUUUAGAUAAACAGAGAUGUUAAGUAGGUCUCAUUUCAUCUUUUUAGUUUGUUUCUCUUAGUUACUUUUGAUUGUGAUAAUCAGAGACACUUCUUUUUUA
Brassica napus (rape) is the source of this 1921-nucleotide messenger RNA. Its product is annotated as AT-hook motif nuclear-localized protein 13-like. Gene Ontology annotation, molecular function: minor groove of adenine-thymine-rich DNA binding. The coding region runs from base 326 to 1663 and encodes 445 amino acids. The transcript is spliced from 6 exons. NCBI's taxonomy places the organism in Eukaryota, Viridiplantae, Streptophyta, Magnoliopsida, Brassicales, Brassicaceae. The record is from RefSeq and is a predicted model, not a curated record.